AGGCCUUUCUUAGCUGUAAACUUUCGCAAAGAAUUUAACAUCUUGAAACGUCCAUAGAAAAUUUCCGACCACAUUCAACAAAAAUGAAUAAAAAACAAGCAAAGAAAAAGAAGAAAGCGCCAAAGAUCUCUCCAGAAGAACAACUCGCGAUUCUUCAACAAGAGGCAGAAACGAAAUGGAAUGCCGAACAGGUGGCGCUGGUGGAGAAAAAUAACCUAGAACUCAAAGAGUAUAAUCAGCGGCGCGUCGUUUUGGUUGAAACGAACAAAUUCUUUAGAAAGCUUGAAAAAACCGCUGCAGAAACAUACCGCCAAGUGAGCAAAAGUCAAGAAUGGGACCAUUACCUUUCAUGCAAAAAAAUUCCUGACCCCGCCAAUCCUGCCGAUUUGCGAGACUUUCUCUACCAGUGGAAUUAUGAGCUGGAACAGCAAAAGAAAAAUUUCGUCAGCUGGACGCUAGACGUGAACGAACGGACCUGGCUGACUCAAGACGACACUGAUCCCAACAAAACUUGGCAAUGUCUGUUUGACGAAAAUAAAGACGUUGGGUCGUCACUCCUUCCAGGAAUUCGUAAUGCGCUCCACAUUCUUGCUCUUAUCGAAGAUUCGGCCCUGAAAAGCUUCUCCCAGAAAGAAGUUGUCAAGGUACGGGAUGAAAUACGCGUUAAAAUAGCUCAGGUGCUGGAUGAAAUAACGAUGCGAGUUGGUGGAAAUAUAUGGCGUGAUAUGAUCCCAAUAGAUCCAAUAAGGGCCGAGUUUAUGUUCACGUCGGAUAUCAUCAACUUCUAUUUGUGGAGUUUUCAACACGUCCCACUUCCCCCAGAAUACAACUAUUUGGUGAAAGUAAUCGAAAUGAAAUCUCUUUCAAUCAAAUUUCAAAAACCGCCAUCGUUUGAUCUGAAGAAUUGCUCUAUGCGGGGAAUGUGGACUCAGUUUGAUCACUUUUCCGAUUUGGAUCCGUCGUUUAGGUGUCCGAUUUCGGAACCCAUUCCGGACCUGAUUGCUUCGCAGGAAAUGGAAUGGGCCGACAGGAACUUAUUAAGAGCGCAAAAGCUGCAAGAAAUGAAAUCGGCCAGGGAGCACUAUGAAGUGGAGCAAAAGAAGAAAGAACUCGAAGAGUUGGAGGCUGCUAAAGCUGGCUCUGCGAAAAACGCGCCGAAAACAUUAGGCGGUAAGAAACCUACAAAAAAGAAAAAGAAAAGUAAAUCAAAGGACAAGGCAGAGGUCAAACCGCUAGAAGCUCCACCACCAGUGAUUACUGAAAAUACUACUGUCGAUAUUGAUGAUCUAUAUGUGCUACAGGAACAACAAAAUUACGAACGAAAAAUGGAACAAAUUGGACCAAACUCGUUAAACGUCGGUACUAAUUACAUUAAUCUUAGGCAGCAUGUUAUAAACGGAGGAAUUUUCUCGAUUCAACGUUUCGAGAAGUUACCUCAACCAUCAGAGCUCAGAGGUGACUUCAUAUAUACAACCUUUUCGGAUGAUCUCAAGCUCACUGAAAAUAAAUUCACAUGCGAAAGCGAUAUCGACUUGAUAGUUCUCAACAUCAAGCUUCCGGAGCAAUAUUUCUGGUGGCAUAGCCCUGUAGUUUGCUUUUGGGAGGACUGGACAGAAAGCACUGAAUUCAGCUCUCUUAGCGAAGAACUGCAAAAUUUUCAUUUGAACUUCGACAACAUCAUGGAAGAAAAAUCGAAACAACUCUUCAGUGCUCCGAAGCAGCAGAAGCAAAUGUUAAAACCUACGAUUAUAUCGGAUUUUCCUAUCACAGAUAUUCCGAUGGAUGUAAAGAUACACUUUUUAAUCAAAGAUCAUAUCUUACCAAGAUUGCCUCAACGCUUUAAGUUCUACGCAGAGAUGCACAAGCAGUUUUCCAUCAUACAAGGUCUUUUCGUGCGGGAUCAACGAUUGAAAAUCGAAGAAAAGCUCAACGAUCUGCUGAACGUAACGUUUCAAAAGAUGAAAGCAGCUGGGCAGAGCAUUGAAGAGUAUGAACAAAUUUUUAGAGUUCCUAGUCUCUCAGAUAUUCCGGCUGGUAAAGAAAGCAUGGCAUCGUUAGAUGGUUCAUUGGUUAGUUCGGAAAUUCAAACACCGGUAACAUCGAUGCUCGAAGAACUUGUGGAAGCGCAAUAUGCUCCAGCAUAUUUAUUUCCACCAUGCCGGAAGAUUCCAUUUUUGAUAAUUGCUGAGAAACAGCAAUCGGAACCAAGCGAUCUGGAACUCGACGGAAUGAUGCAAGAUAUUCUAGAAAGUGUUUUAUCUGAUGAUGAUUUUAGUUCCGAAGCAGUCUACAAAUUGUUUUCAACGUUUAUCAAAUUUCUGGAUCGACUCCGAGAGCUAGAGCAACCUGUGUUUCCAGAUGUGAUAGAGCAAGAAGAACCAGAAGCGGAUACAGAAGUGGCUCUACGAAAUAAAUCUAGAGUCAUCUCGAGAGACUCAAAACAUCAUCAUUCAUCGUGGACAGAUAUACGUGGUACAAGGACUUCAAGGAGAUUGUCCUCGUUUUCCGUUACGGGAGCACCACGUCCACAAUCUAGAAAUUCAGUUAAACUAGCGAGAAAGAAACGAAAGCGUAGAAAAUCAACAAUUGAAGCAUGCGCUUCUGAUGCAUCGACUGACGAAGAGCGUGAACCGAAAGAAGUUGAUCCGAUGGAACUGAAGAAGAUAGCACAUCCUCCGGGACGCUGGACAACUGGGUCAAUACACAAACAGGAAUAUGAUCCAGAUUGUAGAACUGUUACAAUAUGGACGGAGAAACUAGGGACUUUCGGGUUCGCCAUGAGAAGAUAUUAUAAUCUACCUUUUAGAGGAUGGGACAUGAGAAGAAUUGGAAAGCUAUCGGAUCUUACGACUUGUCUAACUCUGGAUUGCGUUGGUCUACAGUUCAGUAUCAACGUUACAAAAUCUGGAUACACAGUAAAAUUUGGAGCUGCUCCCCAGGAUAUCACUGCACCCACAAAAGAGCUUUCGCUGGAAGAGCUAGCUAAAUAUCUAACCAAAGUAAACUUGAACAUUUUUCCCGACGUGGAUGCACCAUUCUACGUCACGGAAAUGACUACACCAAAGCACGAAUCCAUGGAAAUCCACACCUUAAAAUGUAUGGCGGCUUUUUGUUUGACGCACAACUUCACGAACUGUUUCUGGAAUAAGUAUGCGCCUUUUAGGGAAGCUCUGUUUCAAAGUCGUCAAGUGAUUGAGGGUUGCCCAGAGCAGACAUUUGGAACAGUGAUGGUGAAUCCUCUCAAAGCGGCUGUAGUGACGGUUGAAGAAUUAUGUUCUCCUUUGGAUGAGGUUAUUCUUGGGUAUCAUCCCACGCCAGAAAAUCAAGCAUAUUAUCCAGAUGUUUACAGUCUUUUAAAGGGAAACCUGGAAGAACCAUCUCGGAAAUUGUUCAUGAAGACUCCUCCUAUGCUGCAAUGGAAUGUUGCCCAAAUUCUACAGAGACUGCGACUACUUAGUUAUAGUUGAAUCAUUUUUUAAAGCAAUUAAAUAAAAAAAACGGUUCGUCA
This is a messenger RNA of Aedes aegypti (yellow fever mosquito), 3508 nucleotides long. RefSeq lists its product as uncharacterized. Gene Ontology annotation, molecular function: beta-tubulin binding; microtubule binding. The transcript has 9 exons. Bases 84 to 3467 code for a protein of 1127 amino acids. NCBI's taxonomy places the organism in Eukaryota, Metazoa, Arthropoda, Insecta, Diptera, Culicidae. The record is from RefSeq and is a predicted model, not a curated record.